This is a messenger RNA of Prunus armeniaca (apricot), 1221 nucleotides long. NCBI's taxonomy places the organism in Eukaryota, Viridiplantae, Streptophyta, Magnoliopsida, Rosales, Rosaceae. The record is from the annotation of a GenBank genome assembly.
AUGGCUAAGCAAAUGGGAGGGGUCUCAUUAAAAGGUGAAGAGGAAGCGCUCUACACCAACAAAAGUAAAGGCAACUUUAAGCAGCACAUUGGUGGUGGAUCUAAAAGAGAUGGUGACAAGAUGAAAGGUCAUCAAGGAGAAGGAAGUUCUCGACCAGGGGGAGCUUCAAAGUUUCACGGCAACCGUGGUCAGUCCAAGAAUAAUAAAAAAUUCGAAGGUAAAUGCUACAAUUGCGGAAAGAAGGGUCAUAUGGCGAAAGAUUGUUGGUCCAACAAAAGGCCCAUUGAGAGUAAUACUGCUACUUCCAACUCAAAGGAGAAAAGUGAGGAUGAUUGGGACGCGGAAGCAUCUUUCGUUAUUGAGGAAGAGGAGAUAGCCCUCACUGUGAUGUCACCUGAAGGGAUUAACUAUAAGAAUGAUUGGAUCGUUGACUUAGGUUGCUCAAAUCACAUGACUGGUGAUAAAGAGAAGCUGCAGAAUCUGACUGAGUAUAAGGGUAAUCGUGUGGUAGUGACAGCCAACAACUUAAGGUUACCGAUAACCCACAUCGGUAAGACAAUAGUUGUACCACGACAUAACUCUAACCAAGUGCCGCUUCAAGACGUCUACCAUGUUCCAGGCAUGAAGAAGAAUCUGCUGUCAGUGGCGCAACUGACAUCAUCAGGCCACUACGUCCUGUUCGGUCCAAGAGAUGUGAAGGUGUAUCGAGACCUCAAGAUCUCAGGGAUGCCGACAAUGGAGGGACGACGAUUAGAGUUAGUCUACGUAAUGUCAGCAGAGUCUGCAUAUGUAGACAAGACAAGAAAGAAUGAGAUAGCAGAUUUAUGGCACAUGAGAUUGGGCCACGUUAGCUAUCACAAGCUAAGCGUGAUGAUGAAGAAGUCAAUGCUCAAGGGUUUGCCUAAGCUUGACGUGAGAACAGAUACGGUCUGUGCAGGAUGCCAAUAUGGUAAAGCGUAUCAACUACCAUAUGAGGAGUCCAAGUUCAAAGCAAAAGAACCAUUAGAGUAUGUGUGGGUUUUCUUUAUGAAAGAAAAAUCUAACACAUUUUCAAAGUUUAAAGAGUUUAAAGAGAUAGUUGAAGGAGAAGUGGGGAAGAAGAUUAUCUGUCUACGCACAGAUAAUGGAGGAGAAUAUACCUCAAAUGAAUUCUAUCAGUAUCUACGAGAGUCUCGCAUACGUCAUCAGUUCACAUGUGCCAACAAGCCACAACAGAAUUGA